AGUUGUACAGCGACAAGCUUUUGUGUCCCAUACUGUUCGGAAUAUUCUUUCCCAUUUUGGUUCCAAUAAUCCCCUGCUAUGCCUAUAUGUGUGAAUCAAGGCCCCAUUCGCUAAGUUCGAAAUAUUAAAGCUUUCACAAUCCCAGAGAGAGAGGUAGAAGGUUCGUUGCGUUUCCUUGCAAUGGUCUGGAAGUUCGGUGAUGGCGUGGAGGAUGGUGGGACUGGGCGUGGAAAUAGGCCUAUCUGAAGAACACCCACCUUUCCAAUCUUCCAAUCAGACGUGAAAAUUGUAGAUACAGAGCAGAAGUGCGCAAGAUCAUUUUGGAAAGCUGGAAGAAAGAUUUGGGUUCACUUUUCUUUGGUUUUGGAAUGAUGGGGUUUCUUGGGUGUAUUAGUUUGACGGCUUAUACGGGUCUAAUCAGUUCAAAGGCAAAAAUGGUUUGAAAGAAAUGAUAUGGUAACAGGAGCCUUGCACUUUUGGCAAUGGCAAUGAGCUUUCAUAGAGUUCUUUUGGACAGGUCAUCUGGUAAAUGCCCUCUUGCUGGGAAUCAAUUGCAGAAGAUUUUAAGUUUGAUUGGUUUUUCUGUGAAAUAGCUAAGCGUUCCUGGUUUCAACUCUGUAGUUCUGUUGAUUGUUGGUGUUAAUUGGUCUCCGUUGGUAGCAGAUAGAGUAAAGUGUUUGGCUUCAUCAUGGUGCAAAUCUCCUUUGGCUGUUUAACAUCCAUUCUUGGAAGAGACAAAUUUCUUACCUAUCCAGCUCUUAUUUGUGUCUGAAGAUUCAGCUGUAUCGGGCAAAUCUCCUUUGGCAAAAGUUACUCCUUCUACGUUUGUUAGAUUUCUGGUAGUAACUCUAUAUAUAUAUAUAUAAAUUGUCAUUUCCUUCAAAAUAUUACCAUAGCGAGGUAGUACCUCUCAGUCCUCCUCCCUAUCUCUAGGGCAAAUCUCCUUUGGCAUAUUUGGUUACCCAGUUUGCUAUCUCCAGCCUCUUGAAUUCCUUUCUUAAAAAAUCCCCACCCCAAAAAAAGAAAGAGAUAUCUGAAGGUUGUAGGUCCUUGGUCCUUCUGGUGUUGGAAGCCUCACUUGAUAAUUUCUUCCUCUGGAAAGUCCAUUUCAAUUGGGCAAAUCUCCUUUGGCAUUUAUGAGUCCUGGAUUGACUCGCAUUUAUUGACCCUAAUGGGCAAAUCUCCUUUGGCAUCAGAUCUCCAGUUUUAGGUGGUUCACAUAAUCUUUUUGGAGAAACUACAUUACAGUUUGUGGCAAAAGCAGCAUCAAUUGGAAAUUUUUUGUGCUGUAGACUACUAUCCUUUGCGAUCAAUAUCAAAAUACCUACUGUUGAUGGAAACACAGUUUGGCACUGGGUUUUAGUGCUCUAAUUUGUUUGAGAUUAAGACAGGCUUAUCAUAGAUGGAUAUGCACAUUGCGGAUUCAGACUGGGAGACUUUCAGUGAGAGCAGCAGCAUUGAGGAUCAAGAGGAAAUUGAUUUUCUAUAUGCUGGGCAAGCUCGGAGCAUACUAUCCAGUUUAGAGGAAAGCAUUGGGAGAAUUGAUGAUUUCCUCUCAUUUGAGAGGGCGUUUGUUCAUGGGGAUGUGGUUUGCUCCUUGUCUGACCCAUCUGGACAGAUGGGCAGGAUUACAGGCGUUGAUGUGUUUGUGGAUUUGGAAAGUGUGUGUGGAAAACUAUUAAAAAAUGUAAACUCCAAGAGGCUUCUAAAAAUUCGCUCCAUUUCAGAAGGUGAUCAUGUGAUUAAGGGGCCAUGGCUUGGAAGAGUUCAACAGGUGGUGGACAAAGUAACUGUGUUAUUUGAUGAUGGAGCUAAAUGUGAGGUCACCAUGUUGGAGAAAGAUAAGAUCUUGCCUCUGACUCGUAAUUUACUUGAAGACUUGCAGUACCCAUACUAUCCAGGGCAGAGAGUAAGGAUUAGUUCCUCAACUUCUUCUAAGUCAGCUAGGUGGUUAUGUGGAACUUGGAGAGACAGUCAAGAUGAAGGAACCGUUUGUUCUGUUGAAGCAGAUUUAGUAUAUGUUAACUGGCUUGCAUUUGUUCCCAUGGGUCCUGAUUUUACUGUAAAUGCACCCCCAUGCUGGCAAGAUUCCAAAAACUUGACCUUGCUGUCAUGUUUUUCACAUGCAAACUGGCAGCUUGGUGACUGGUGCAUGCUUACAGUGGCAGACCCUAAGGAACAGAUGGAACAGAACUUCAGAAACACUUCUACUUGGGGUCUUACUAAGGAGCACAUUAUGGCAGGAGGAUAUAAAAAUGGAAACAUUAACUUCAAUAUUGGGGAACUUUUUGUAAUUGGGAAAAUAAGGACCAAAGUUGAUGUUGUAUGGCAGGAUGGUGAGCACACUUUGGGAUCAGAUCCCCAUACUUUACUCCCGGUGAAUGUCAUAGACACUCAUGAAUUCUGGCCUCAGCAGUUUGUGCUGGAAAAAGGUACUGCUGAUGAUCAUCCUAAGCCCAGCAGUCAAAGGUGGGGAGUUGUUCAAUUUAUGAAUGCAAAAGAGCGUACUAUAAAGGUACAAUGGAAUACUGUUUCCAUAUCUGAGCCAGAGAAUUUGGCUGGAGAUAGGAUGGAGGAAACUGUGAGUGCCUAUGAAAUCAUAGAGCAUCCAGACUACUCCUAUUGUUUUGGUGAUAUUGUAUUCAAGGCGGCUCAAAAGCAGCUUGGUUACCAAGCUGAGAAAGAUCAAGCAAAGUCAACAACUGACUUGAAUGUGGAGGCUGCUCUUAUAGACAGGAGCCACAUCAGUUAUCAGAAUGAGUUCCCUGAUGACUGUUACCUGUCCUGUAUUGGCAAUGUUAUUGGUUUCAAAGAUGGUUUUGUAGAGGUGAAAUGGGCUACUGGUUUAGCAACCAAGGUUGCACCUCAUGAAAUUUUUCGAAUUGACAAGCAUGAAGGUUCAACUGAAACUCCUGUUCCUUAUGAAGCAGAUAUUGAGGAGUUGACUCAAGAGAUGUCGGAAAUUGGAAAUCUAACUUCUGACAGAAAGGGAAAGGGCUUGUUAGAUUUGGCCGGUGAUAGAGUGCAUUGUGAAAGGCAUCCAGGGGAAUGUAGUACCUUUUCCCUUCCCCGAGCUGCCAUUGAAAUUUUCUCCAGCAUUAAGGCCAGCAUUUUUCAAACAUUUGGUGUAACAUCACUUUCACGAGCAGUUUCUUUAGUCCCUACAACUGAGGAGGGAAAUCAAUCUAAAAAUCUUGAUAAGAAAGAAGUUUCAGAAACUUGUGAACUCUGCACUGAAGCAAAUCCAAUGAGUGAAUUGCAGUCUACUGAAGACAUAAUUGCAGAUAGGGAUGUUAUUAGGUUUUCAGAGAGGAAAGAUCUUCUAUUUUCUACUAAUAGCAACAAUUCAAAUCGGUUUAAGCAGUUUGAUAUAAUAGAUAAUUGCUCAGACCACCACUUCUUUGAUGAGCGAAAAGGGUUGACAUCGUCUCAGGUAAAAAGAGGGUGGGUGAAAAGGAUUCAGCAAGAAUGGAGCAUCCUAGAGAGAAAUCUUCCAGAAACUAUAUAUGUCCGUGUGUUUGAAGAAAGAAUGGAUCUCCUACAAGCAGUGGUCGUUGGUGCACCAGGAACUCCUUAUCAUGAUGGCUUAUUCUUCUUUGAUGUUUGUUUUCCUCCUGAGUAUCCUAAUGAACCUCCUAUGGUGCACUACAAUUCGGGUGGGCUCAGAUUAAACCCUAAUUUGUAUGAAUCAGGGAAAGUCUGUCUGAGCCUCCUGAAUACAUGGACCGGUACAGGCAGCGAAAUGUGGAACCCGGGGGCCUCCACAAUUCUUCAAGUCCUUCUCUCUCUGCAGGCCCUUGUCCUUAAUGAAAAGCCUUAUUUCAAUGAGGCUGGAUAUGACCAGCAGAUUGGCAGAGCCGAGGGAGAGAAGAAUUCAGUGAGCUAUAAUGAAAAUGCUUUCCUUGUCACCUGUAAAUCAAUGCUAUAUCUACUGAGAAAACCACCCAAGCAUUUUGAGGCACUUGUGGAAGAGCACUUCGGCCAACGUGCACAACACAUACUUCUCGCUUGUAAGGCGUAUAGCGAAGGAGCUCCGAUUGGAUGUGCUUUCGAAAGUGUUAAAACCAUGCACCAAAAUCAGAAGGGAACUUCUACAGGUUUUAGAAUCAUGCUCGCUAAGCUCCUCCCCAAGCUUAUCGAGGCUUUUUCCGGUAAAGGAAUUGAUUGCAGCCAGUUCGUUCAGUUGCAGAAGUAACCAUCAUGGAUUCUCUUCCAUAGAUGUGUGAGAUGAAGAAAGAAAAACUGAGUUCAAUAGGACUCACCCAUGUGGGUCCCACCUCUCCUAUCUCUUUCUGUCUUUUAGAAGGCUUUCUGGUAUGGCAGAGAAAACCCUUCCAAGUGCCAAGCUGCAAAUGACCACCAAGCUUCCCGACCAAAACAUUCGAACCGUAUGUGUGAUAUAAAUAAGCGGUCUUGUAUCUUUUGUAUGAUAUCCUAUGUAUGCUUGUUCAAACACAACUGUUCUGUUCUUUGUUGUUUGAUGUUGUGUCAAUAAAACCUUGUGUGUGUGUAUCAGUACUAUGGCUUUCAAAAUUUAUAUGUAAAAUAUCAAGUUUGAAGCAGAAUAAUAGGAGUGGUUUGCUUGGUGUGUCA
This is a messenger RNA of Prosopis cineraria, 4593 nucleotides long. Its product is annotated as probable ubiquitin-conjugating enzyme E2 24. The record is from RefSeq and is a predicted model, not a curated record. The transcript is spliced from 9 exons. Lineage: Eukaryota; Viridiplantae; Streptophyta; Magnoliopsida; Fabales; Fabaceae. Bases 1403 to 4195 code for a protein of 930 amino acids.